This is a messenger RNA of Hevea brasiliensis (rubber tree), 1519 nucleotides long. Its product is annotated as NEP1-interacting protein 2. The coding region runs from base 521 to 1228 and encodes 235 amino acids. The record is from RefSeq and is a predicted model, not a curated record. The transcript is spliced from 5 exons. NCBI's taxonomy places the organism in Eukaryota, Viridiplantae, Streptophyta, Magnoliopsida, Malpighiales, Euphorbiaceae.
AAACGAGUGAUGAAAAAUAUUGGAUAUUUUCUUCCAUAUUAUAAUUUUCUUCUGGCAAAUGAAGUUUAUACUCUACCAAUGCCAACCGGUUCUCCAUUUGACAAAAAUGAAGGUUCUCAUCUUUUUCUCCAUUUCUCUAAAAUCUAAAAUUAUUGUAUAUAUGAAAUAAGAUUCAAGAUUUUCUUGGUCGAGGAAAAAAGGAGGAAAAAAAAAAAGGAAGAGAGAGAAAGACAGAGAGUUGAUCUUCGAAGAAAACAGGUAGAUAGAGAGAGUUGUGUCAGAAGAAAAAUAUAAGAAGCUUUUAAUGCGAGGUGGUUGAUGAAUGAUGAUGGGUUCUCUUUUCUUUUUUCCUUUUCUAUUUUUUCCAUUUCGUUUCUCUUGAGGCCUAAGCAUACCCAAUAAUAAACCCACCACCUCUCUCCUUUUGUUAUAUAUAAGUCGUUGUUUAAAACCCAAUUUCUGCAUAUCAACGGCACCCUUUAACAUAAUCUUCUGUCUUGUAUAAUUGGAGGCCAAAAAGAUGGAGUUUUAUCAAUACCCAUCUCGAUUUUCUAUGUCUUCAUUGCCUUUCUUUGGAGAUUUCGUUGAAAAGGUUAAAGAAGUUUGCAAUUUCGCGGUUUCUGCAAUCAUUGGGAACGUUUUCUCUGCGAUCUUCACCUUCUUCUUUGCUUUAGUGGGCACCCUGUUAGGAGCCAUGACUGGAGCUUUGAUAGGCCAAGAAACUGAGAGUGGGUUUGUCCGAGGGGCUGCUGUUGGAGCCAUAUCAGGAGCUGUUUUCUCAAUUGAAGUCUUUGAAUCUUCUCUUCAUCUUUGGCAGUCGGAUGAAUCUGGUAUUGGGUGUCUUCUCUACUUGAUUGAUGUUAUUGCAAGCCUCCUUAGUGGGAGACUUGUUCGUGAACGAAUUGGUCCAGCCAUGUUAAGUGCUGUACAAAGCCAGAUGGGAGCUGUUGAGACAAGCUUUGAGGAGGUCCAGAACAUCUUUGACACUGGUGGUGCGAAGGGAUUGCCUGGAGCUUCUGUUGAAAAGAUCCCCAAGAUCAAAAUCACAAGCAAUAACAAUGUAGAUGCUUCAGGGGAGAGAGUCUGUUGUUCUGUCUGCCUUCAGGACUUUCAGCUUGGAGAGAUGGUCAGAAGCUUGCCUCAUUGUCAUCACAUGUUUCACCUACCUUGCAUAGAUAUGUGGCUCCUGAGGCAUGCAUCUUGCCCACUGUGUAGAAGGGAUCUGUGAUGUGGUGUUUCCUUUUUUUUUUUUUUUUUGUUUAACCAUGUAAAUUACAAGAUGGGAAAUGGUUAUUUUGUCAAUUAUUUAUCUUGGCAUCACCUUACAGGUUCGUUUCUGUUUUUGUUCAUUCAUAUGACCAGAUGAGUAGUUAUCCUGCUGCCUUGGUAGUUUGGAGUAUGCCACGAUAUUUCUAGUAGAUCAGUGAUAUAAAAGUUUUGAGAUAUGGUAGUUGUAAUUUCUCUUCUUGUCAUGAAUCCUUUUCCUUUUCAAUUUAACAACUAUGUUGGGCUUUGCCAA